UGGCUCCACCGGAAGAAGCCGCGUCGCUGCUGCCCUCUGAAGCGUACAUCAGCUUCCGCCAUCGGCACCACCGCCACAAGGCGAGUAAUCUAUCUCAUCGGCGUACGUCAUGUCGAUCUCAAGUAAGCGACUUGUAUAGAAUCUUCCCCCCCAAAGUCGUUUCGGAAUGGCAUCUUCGGGUGUCCUGCCGACGUAUUUAAAGUACGUCAAUGGCGUUCCGGUCAGUGGACCCCGAAAGACGCUACGGCUACGCGAAAAGUACAUCGUCGUACUGGUGUUAGCGACCUUUUCAAUGGUGUGCCUAGUAGCCUUCUUCUAUCUUCCUGAUCUUCGAGCAUCCAAUGCGUAUCGUCAGAUGAGAGACGCUGGACCGGAUCUGUUAUUUCCACCGCCUCAACUGGACGAAAACGUGAUCCGACACAACGAUGUGUUGAAUGAAGAUCCUCAUCGUGCGGAGGAUCGCGAAAAACUGAAUCAAAAGAUCAAGCUGGAUCUGGAUCAAUCAAAGAUGCAGGUUGAUAAACCCGCUGUGCAACCAGGAAUCUCGAGUACGAGCACGAAAUCUGCGGUGGUUGUAGUGGGAGUGAGUUCAUCUGUUCAGCCUCCUCACGCUGCCGUGUGGAGUACGACUGAUCUUUCCAUCCACCCUGGUGAACCUAAAGAUCCUGUGACGAGGGAACGUCGAAACAAAGUCCGUGAGAUGAUGCAGCAUGCAUGGUCCAACUACGAAAAAUAUGCCUGGGGCCAAAACGAGCUGAGGCCAGUGUCCAAACGCGGCCACUCGGCCGGCAUCUUCGGAAAGAGUUCCAUGGGAGCAACCAUCGUGGAUGGACUGGAUACCCUGUACCUGAUGGGUCUACGGGAGGAGUACCGUAGGGCCAGGAAUUGGGUGGCUGAGAACCUCAGUAUUGAAAAUAUUAAUUCCGAUAUUUCCGUGUUUGAGACCAAUAUACGUUUCAUCGGUGGACUACUUGCAUGUUAUGCGCUCACUGGAGAUACAAUGUACAAAGAGAAGGCAGACAAAAUUGCGCAGGUCCUCCUUCCAGCAUUUGAGACUCCAAAGGGCAUUCCACAUUCCCUGAUCAACAUAAAGACUGGUGUCAGCAAGAACUACGCCUGGGCAUCCAGCGGGAGUUCCAUCCUGGCAGAGUUUGGCACGAUGCACCUGGAGUUCACGUACCUUAGUGACAUCACUGGCAACCCUGUGUACAGGGACAAGGUCAUGCGCAUCAGGAAACUGCUGCACGGCAUGGAGAAGCCAAAGGGGCUCUACCCUAACUUCUUGAACCCUAAGACUGGACACUGGGGACAACACCACAUGUCGAUGGGUGCACUGGGAGACAGUUUCUACGAGUACUUGCUGAAGGCUUGGCUGCAGUCCGACAAAGAAGACACGCAGGCCAAGCUGAUGGUAGCUGAUGCCAUCCAAGCCAUCGAACAGCACAUGGUGCAGAGGUCCAAGAAUGGACUCGUCUAUUUGGCGGACAUAAAGUAUGACAGGCUGGAGCACAAAAUGGAUCACCUCGCCUGCUUUGCCGGAGGAUUUUUUGGCCUGUCGGCUUCAGUGUUCCCCGAGGAACGGAGGGACCACUACAUGCAACUAGCCAAGGACAUCACGCAUACGUGCCACGAAUCCUACGACAGAACACCAACCAAGCUGGGACCCGAAGCCUUCCGUUUCACUGACAGCCUCGAAGCGCAGGCUAUCAAGCAGAAUGAACGUUACUACAUUCUACGUCCGGAGGUCAUAGAAUCUUACUUCUACCUGUGGAGGUUCACAAAAGAUCCAAAGUAUCGAGAUUGGGCCUGGGAGGCUGUGCAGGCACUGGAAAAGCACUGCCGUGUUGAAGGAGGCUACUCAGGAAUCCGAAACGUGUACGCGACAGACGGACCGAAAGACGACGUUCAGCAGAGCUUCUUCCUUGCGGAAACGCUCAAGUACCUCUACCUUAUCUUUUCUGAGGACUCUCUCCUUCCACUGGAUCAGUGGGUGUUGAACACGGAGGCCCACCCCAUCCCCAUCCGUAACAAGAAUCCUCAUUACGGUGCCGCUGCCCCUGCCCCUACCAGCUGAUGGUCUAGUGAAGGCUAGUUAUGCCCCCGAGGGGUGUGUUGGUAUUCUGUUGAAGCCUCGUUGAGGCAACGUUAUCGUCAAUACAGUUGCAUCCUCCUGGGGAGGAAAGUUGCGCUGAUGCACCUGGGAUAUGUGAACCUACCUAAGACACCUCAUCUACAUCAAGAAUGUUUCUUGCAGGAUUGGAGCCUCGCAUUUGGCUGCUCAGAAAUACGGUGCAGAUGCAUUUAUUCAGUUGUCUCCCGAUUCGUAGUAUUGGUAAAGUAUAUUCCUUUAAGUAUGCUAGAAGUAUACAGCUGCAUUCCUGCAAAAACUAGAAAUAGGACUACAAUCAACAGGAAACUAAGUUUCUGUAACAAAUUUUACACAUCGCCUGCACUGUAUCUUGUAUCAAAGUGUGUGAAAUGCUGUUGUACUUUUGGAGGAAAGGGGGCAUUCAGAAAAAUGCGGAUUCCCUGCACGUUGUGUUUGACGAAAUUUUAAUUUCAGCUGUGGGUUAAGUCUAACAAUCAGUACAAAUACAUUUUAAAUAGCAUUCCAUUUUGUGCGUGGUGUUCACUGCCUCGCAGGCUGGUGCAAUUGGAACCACUAGCUCUGCAGACUUUUCUCGCAAGCACAGUCGUCCUUGGACACCAUUGGCCAUUUUAUCUUUUUUGUUUUUGUUUUUUGCUUGUUUGUGGUAUCCCUUUCCUCAAAUGUACCGGCAUUUCUGUCACAAUCUCAGUGAGACAUCCUCCCCGAAGAGAGUCCCCAGAGUGGUGUGCGGACAUCGCGCGCCUCUCUCCGACUCUACUGCAAAGUGCAAUGCCUUACAUUAGGAGAGCUUUGUUUUUGGGCAAGACAUUUGAUUGCUUUCGUUUUUUGUCCUGUAUCAGGACUCUCUGUAUUUUGUUUCUUCGUUGACGAGUUAGCUGGCACAGAACGAAACUCGCUUUUGUACAGAUGAUCCGACGGCCUUAAGACGGUACUGGUGAGACUUCAAGAUUCUUUUUGUGUGUACUGUGGCUCAGAUCUUUUGUCACACUGGUUCGGGACUCUGUGGUGCAGGACAUAUUUCGUACGCUACUCUACUACGUUACCGGUGCGCUUCGAGUUGUCUUUCGGGAGGUGGAGGGUCGGCAGAUUAAAGGGGUGGACGCCUUUAGAGUAUCAUUUGAUCUCUCUUCGCAGAAGCUACUGCAUUUCCUUUUUGGUCACAUUAGAGUUAUCCGGGGGCAUCCACGUUCUCAGGUUGAGUCAAAGGGAGAGAUAGGUUUGUAAUGGUUUAUGCUUGAAGGGCAUUAGUCGUUAAUGAAUCCUUUGCUUCCAGGAGCAGACAGCUAGAGGGUUCUGGCUCCUUAUAUCCAUCCACACCAUACCCAUGUCACAAAACUCAUUAUAAUGUCACUAGUGAGCAUGCAUUAGAGAGUACAAUCGAAGUUGGGAGGCAAAAUGGCGACUCGAAAGAACGUGAAUGACACAACUUACAUGCGGAACGUGUGAGAAACUAGUGGAGACCCACCAAGCACAAACGUACUCUCACACGUACGAAAAAAGACUUCGGUCACUGUAGCCCAGCGUUGUACGAAACCUCUUUUACUCGUCUCCAAACUGUGUAGGCAUUUGAGCGCAUAAUAUAUAUAUGUAUAUUCUGGUAGGCAAGUACGCUAUGGUGGAGAACUGUGUCUUCACACGAUGCAGAGAAGAAUGGUCCGUGAUGUGUUGACACAAUGCUGCAUGUACUGAAUUGUGUUUUAUUUUUCUGGUCGACGGGAUCCCUCUUAGAAUUAUAUGUUGAACGCUGUGAUAUUUAUGGCGAGAAUGUCUUCCGUCUUUUGGUUCUCGCUUCUCUAUCGGUGUCGAGGGUUAAGUGGAGAGAGUUAAGUCGUGGUAAGGAACCGGAAAGAUUAUUAUUUGUGCAUAUUGCAGUAUUUAUUCGAUAAUAGAGAGCACUCCUUUUCCGUAAUGUACAUUUGCCCUGACAACCGACUGGUGUCCGGCCAAUACCCGACUAAUGCCCGACCAACGUCAUGUUGGUCGUGUGGGUGUCAUGUACAUUGCACGGAUGCCCAGGGGAUCAUGCGGGGCAGGAAACAGGGUGUCCUAUGUUCGAACAAAUAACGUAAAAUGUUGGAGGUUGGGAAAUUAUGUUACUAUGACGUACCAUUGCUCGUUGCUGCAUUUGUGCAUGUGGUGCAACAAAGAAAGACCUUGGUUGGUGUUGUAUUGCUUGCAUUGCUAGCACUGAGAUUGUUUGAUGUUUUUGUGUUUGAGGACCACAGCAAACUGCAGGAAAAAAAAUCGUCUGCGCAAUAUCGUUACAGUUGAAGUUGUUGAUUUCCUUACCUUAAGAUAUAAGUUUCUAAAAGUCAGGACCAGUUGAAGUUGCACCACUUGGCUUCCUGACCUACCAUUUGUACUGCUAAUAUGAUGAUCUGUCAUCAUGGUAAUGCAAGACUAAUAUUAGUUUGGGGAGCUAUUAUAAAACUGAUGCAAUAAGUGUGUGUUGCAGCAGUCAGAGUUGAUCUGGUUGAAAUUUCUUCCCUUCUGGACAUUGUCAAAGAGGAUAGACGGUAGCUUAGCAAUUUGAUCUCUUACGCAUCAGCCACUUAAAUUAGCAAUUUUGCAUUUUUGAAUGUUGAAAUGUAUACUAGCUGCUGGACAAGAUAGACAAGGUUCUUGAAAUGUGCAAAGUAUAUUCAAAUCUUGUCCCGACGUGUUUCAACACUUCAUUAGAGUACGACGGGCGUAGUUGAAAGUGCGUCUUCUCACAGAUACGUUAUCAACUUAUCAUGUGCUUGCUCAUCUCGAUAUUUAGUCCCCCGGUAGUACGGAUAGCGGUAGAAGAGUAGUUUGCGCGGAUAAAGUUUUGCAUUGGGCCCGCUCGAAACAGGUGUUCACCGACAUGCGCAGAGAGGUAUGGCCUGUCGUGCCUAAAUACACAUUUUUGUAAUUCGACAGGUAGAGGUUCUGUACCUGGAUUCACUAGAAUAAAUUACAAGGGUGCCGACUGUGUUGCAGCCUACGCCUAUAAUGCCACAUUCUAUAGAGGGUCAUUCCAGGCUGCACGAACAGUAGGUCUAAACAGGUGCUUAGGACAGCUCUUGUGCAUCUAGUGCCAAACUCUUUCUAUCUGCUGUGAGCGUUUUUCUUUUUUUUUUUUUUUUUUUUUGAGCUACUGGCGAAAGGAUGAGGCAGUAGUGGACUGAGGCAAGCCCUAUGUGUGAAUGAGUUUUUUUCUGUGGACCUUUCCCUAUAGAGGGUGUCUGUAUGCACACACACACACCUCUUGCCUUGUACAGUGUGAAAAAAAAAAACAAGAAAAAAAACAAGUCACGUGUCUUCACUCCCCUACUGCGUGAAGACAGGCACACAAGAAGAUUUUUGGUGCUAAGAAUUAAUAAAGUUGUUUCUUUUUUGCGA
This is a messenger RNA of Ornithodoros turicata, 5476 nucleotides long. It is a transcript of the gene alpha-Man-Ia, whose product is annotated as mannosyl-oligosaccharide 1,2-alpha-mannosidase IA-like. Gene Ontology annotation, molecular function: calcium ion binding; mannosyl-oligosaccharide 1,2-alpha-mannosidase activity. The transcript is spliced from 9 exons. NCBI's taxonomy places the organism in Eukaryota, Metazoa, Arthropoda, Arachnida, Ixodida, Argasidae. Gene Ontology annotation, cellular component: endoplasmic reticulum; Golgi membrane. Bases 167 to 2074 code for a protein of 635 amino acids. Gene Ontology annotation, biological process: mannose trimming involved in glycoprotein ERAD pathway; carbohydrate metabolic process. The record is from RefSeq and is a predicted model, not a curated record.